Molecule: messenger RNA, 1140 nt
Organism: Neltuma alba
Lineage: Eukaryota; Viridiplantae; Streptophyta; Magnoliopsida; Fabales; Fabaceae
Product: receptor-like protein EIX2
Exons: 2
Coding region: 1-1140 (379 amino acids)
Molecular function (GO): protein binding
Source: RefSeq, a predicted model, not a curated record
AUGAUCUCCCAAGGCAUGUGCAGAAGCUUGAGCAUUCAGUGCAAUGAAAGAGACCGCCAUCUUCUUCUAAACUUCAAGCACACUGUGGUUGAUCCAUCAGCCAUCCUCUCUACUUGGUCUGACGAGCGAGACUGCUGUGAAUGGCAUGGAGUUCAGUGUGAUAACACCACCGGCAGAGUCAUGGAGCUCAGCCUCCCAUGUUCCCAGCAAGAUCCCUUUGUUGCUGAUUGUGGAGAGAAGAAGCCACACUGUCUCACUGGUGAGAUCCACUUGUCAUCUUUGCUCCAACUUGAGUUUCUAAAUUACUUGGAUUUGAGCUUUAAUGACUUCCAUGCUAUCGUUCCAAAUGACUAUGUGGAUGAUAUCACAGACUGCAAUAACCUAUCUGUGGCUGACCAUACUCAUUUUUGCGGAAAUUCUUCUAUUAUGCAUUAUCUUGAUUUAUCUUACAAUGAUCAUCUUCACAUGGGUAGUCUUGAUUGGCUUUAUCGUUUCCCGUCCUUGGAAUAUGUCAACUUCACUGGCAUUAAUCUUCAAGGGAGAGUUGACUGGAUUCAACUACCAACUCUACUUCCUUCAAUUAAAGAGUUGUCCUUAGAGAAUUGUCAGCUUACAAGCAUCAAUUCACCUCUCCAGUUCGUUAAUCUUACUUCACUCGAAGUUCUCAACCUUUCAAACAAUGAUCUUAGCUCUGAAUUUCCAGCCUGGUUAUUCAAUCUCAGUGAUGUCACUACUAUUGACUUGAGCUUUAACUUUUUCCGAGGCCAAUUCCCAAAGAGAUUAUUAAAUCUCCAAAAAAUAAAAGAAUUGAAUUUGAAUCAAAACAAAUUCAGUGGACCAAUUCCAGAUUGGUUAGGCCAACUUGAACAUCUACAAGUCCUUGAUGUCAGUGGCAAUUUCUUUUCUGGUCCAAUUCCUUCAACCUUGGGAAAUAUGUCAUCCUUGAUUAUCUUGGACGUCAGUUCAAAUAACUUAAAUGGAAGUCUGCCAGAAAAUCUUGGACAUCUCUCGAACUUAGAGGAUCUAGGCUUUGGUGAUAAUGACUUGACAGGCACAGAACUCUUUCCAAGGACCCAUCUCUCCAUUGUUGUGUCAAAAAGUGAAUGGGAGAAGCCAAUUGCAGUAUUUGGACCUGUCUGA